UUUUCCAAUUCGAGUUGCAGCCGCCGCCGCUAACCUUCCAUCAUGGCGCUUACUCGUGCCACUGUUGUCGCCUCCCGCCAGGUCAAGACGACCAAAUGCCCGUUCAUGGCCGCAAAUCACGCCUCGAAGCAAGCUUUGAUCCCCAACAUCUCCCAGCUGGCCCGCAUGUGCCCGCACAUGUCGACGAUGAUGCAAACGCAAGCCCGCAGCACCCAUACCGCCGCCGUCGCGCCUAAGGUUUUGGAAUACGAACCCAAGAACUUUCCUUCGUUAACGACGACGUCUGCGGCGGCGCGUCGCCACAAGUACGAACGCCUCGGCGGCCUCUCCCAUGAUGAAUACGAACGUGGGUUCCAAAAAACCAUCCACCGCAUCAAGACCGAAGGCCGAUACCGUUCGUUUGCCAACUUGGAGCGCAAACGCGGCGAGUUCCCCAAGACCUUGUUCCAUCACCCGGAGGGUCACACGAAGGAAGUGAUCGGAUGGUGCGGCAACGACUACCUGUGCAUGGGCCAACACCCCAAGGUCGUGGGUGCCAUGCAUGAAUUCUUGAUGAAGUCAGGCGCGGGCGCUGGCGGGACUCGCAACAUUCACGGCACGAACCACAACCACGUCAUGUUGGAGAAGGAACUCGCGGACUUGCAUCAGAAGGACGGCGCGUUGCUGUUUACGUCAUGUUACGUGUGCAACGACACGACGAUCGCGACGUUGGGCAAGCUAUUCCCUGGGCUCAUCAUGUUCAGUGACUCCCUCAACCACUCGUCCAUGAUCGAAGGCGUGAUCCACAGCCGAUGCGAGAAGUACGUGUACAAGCACAACGAUGUCGCAGACCUCGAAGCCAAGCUCAAGGCUGCCGAUCCCAACGCCCCCAAGCUCAUCUUGUUUGAAAGCGUCAACUCCAUGGAAGGCACGGUCGCCCCCAUGCAUGCGAUUUGCGACCUGGCCGACAAGUAUGGCGCCAUGACGUUCUGCGACGAAGUGCAUGCCGUUGGACUCUAUGGAAACCGCGGCGCCGGCAUCGGCGAGCGCGACCACGUCAUGGAUCGAUUGACCAUGAUCACGGGCACGUUGGCCAAGGGAUACGGCAUCAUGGGAGGGUACAUCGCUGGGUCUGCCGCUCUCGUGGAUGCGUUCCGCAGUACCUGCCCUGGGUUCAUCUUCACGACGUCGCUCCCGCCCAUGCUGGCGGCCGGCGCGCGUGCCUCGGUUAACCACCUCAAGUCGUCACAGGAAGAACGUAUGAUGAUGCAUGCCAAUUCCGCCGAGUUGAAGCGCCGGUUGGUGUCGUUGGGGUUCCCCAUCUUGCCCAGCUUGUCCCACAUUGUGCCAGUCAUGGUGGGCGAUGCGGUCAAGGUGAAGCGCGCGUCGGAACUAUUGAUGGAGAAGCACAACAUCUACAUUCAACCGAUCAACUUUCCUACCGUUCCCCGUGGCGAAGAACGUCUCCGCAUCACGCCCAGUCCCGCCCACACCGAGGACAUGAUGGACGACUUGGUCGGCGCGCUCCUCAGCGUGUGGGACGAGCUCGACUUGGCCCGCGACGGAUGUGACCCGUUGCCUGAAGUGCAGUUCUUGAACUCGGACCUCCCUCGCAUGGAAGCGGCUUAGGCAUGUAUACUGCGCAUAUGACGAUGCACAGGACCAAGUCAUUUGGGUAAUGAUCCAAGGAACACCCAAUCUUGUUUGGACUUGAUGUGUUGAAGUGUGGAUUCGACGAAUAGAAAGUGGGUCGCGAUGUUUUCCACCAAUCAUAUCGCAGUGUAAAAGUCUUGACCAAUCGGAUCGACGUGUGGUGCGAUUCGAUAAUUUGUACGUCCAUUUGCCACGUUAUUUCAUGUCCCAAUGAAAAUACUAUUAAUACGUAGUACUAUUAAUAUUAAUAAUAUUACUGUAGUACGUACUA
Aphanomyces astaci is the source of this 1903-nucleotide messenger RNA. Its product is annotated as 5-aminolevulinic acid synthase. Gene Ontology annotation, biological process: heme biosynthetic process. The record is from RefSeq and is a predicted model, not a curated record. Gene Ontology annotation, molecular function: 5-aminolevulinate synthase activity; pyridoxal phosphate binding. Gene Ontology annotation, cellular component: mitochondrion. Bases 43 to 1608 code for a protein of 521 amino acids. The transcript has a single exon. NCBI's taxonomy places the organism in Eukaryota, Oomycota, Saprolegniomycetes, Saprolegniales, Verrucalvaceae.